UGUAUGUGCUGUUGGUUACGCGUCGUUUGCGUUGCAAUAUUUUUGUAAAUUUCAAUAGUUGCAGUUGGUUUCAAUGAAAAUCGCAUAAUGGAGACAACACCUGAAUCGUGUGGCGCACGCGAUUCUGUGGAGGCGCUCGAACUGGAGGCGGAUACAGAGACAGAGGCGGAGGCAGAGGCGGCGACUUCGGCAGAGGCAGCGGCAGCGGCAGCUGCAGCGACUGCAGCUAACAACAUGUCGGCCAAUGAUGUUCGGUCCGAGUUAGGGCCCGCAGCUCUGGAUGCGCUGGAUGCGGACAACGACCAACAAAAGCAAAACGAGCCACUGCAGCCGCAGUCACUGGAGCCCAUCUCCCUGGAUGACAUACCCGAGCCCAUCAAAGUGCUCGACGAUAUCAUAUCGGAGUUCGAGGAGGCGGCCACCAAGCCGGCGGCCCUGCACUGCAACAGCGGCGAGAACCAAUCCGAGGACGAUGGCUACAUGAGUCUCAGUCGCAAGAACAUGUCCAAAAAGGACUCGGAGGAUGUGCCCCAAACGCCGAGCACGGAUACCGUGCCCGAAGGCAGUUUCAAUGAGGUUGACGGCACGGCUGAGAAUCUAACCAAAUUAUCGGAGGCGGAGCACAGUCAGGAAGCGACGACGCCACUCAUACAGACGACGCUGCCCAAGGCACGCAGCGCCAACUCAACGCCAGCCACCAACUCGAACUACUCGAGUCUGCCCUGCUGCGGUGCACGUGCCUCCAAUUUGGGCGCCACCUCCACGUGCAACUCCUCCAGCGGCCUGGCCGCCGCCGCCGCUCGCACCGGCAGCUGCAAUGGGGAGCGCAAUGCUCUGGGCAUUGACAUAAGCGCCGUGCACAAUGCCGUGCUACGUGGCAAUCUGGCCAAGCUGCCGGAGCCCAUGCUGAACGAACAUCCGGUGACCAUCUAUCCGGGUCCAUCGGCCAAGGCAAGCGGCGAGGGUGCGCGCGGCAAGCGUCUGCUUAACUCGGUGGAGAAGCACAAGGCCGUGUGCCACAUGCUGAAUCCACAUUCCAUUAGCUCGAGCAGCUCGUCGGGCUCCCAGCACACGUCCAGCGGCGAGGCCUCGCCGGCGGCAUCCAACAUGAAUGUGGCCACGUCCAAGCAGCAGCAGCAACUGGAUGAGGACUACUCCGAGGACUCGCUGGAGGAGUCAACCAUCUCCACGGAUCUGACGCCGGUCAAGCAGAACGGCGUCGCCUGGGAGAUACACUUCAAGAGCAAUAAAAAGAAGCCAAGUGCAAGCGCUAAGAAGACAGCCUCCGGAGCGGCCAAAAAGCAGCAGCAACGGGACAACAAUCUGGCGGAUUUCAACAACAGCUUCGUCUACAACGAGCAGAGCAUGCUGGGCAAGGGCACCUUUGUCAUACGCCGUUCCACGGCCAAGAAGCCGCCGCGUGCCAUCGACAUAUUCAGCAUACCAAAGCCGCCGCGCACCUCCCUGGGCGCUGGCGCCAUUAGCAACGAGUUCUACACGAGCGACAGCGAGCCCAGCGAAUCGGCGUCCUUGCCGCCGCCACCGGCGCCCGCCGAGAUGAACUUCAUCUACAAGGACUGCGAGGCGGCAGCGGCACAGAACCGACGUGCCCUGGAAUUGGCUGCAGCCCAACGGGCAGCCCUCUCCCUGGACAUAGCCGAGGCCACGGAGCACCUCGCAAUAGGUAACAAGCCACUCAAAAGCAAGACAGCCAUGCUCACCGAGAAGCGCCUCAGCGCCGAGUCCAUGCCGGACAACACCUCCAGCAGCGAGGAGUUCGACGAGGCACGCCUCAACGGCAAUGGCUACGAUCUGUUUAGCUACAACGGCAAUGAACAACGUGUCUCGACAGCCACGACGCCCCACACGGAUCUGGCGCCCACCCUGGAGGAAGACGAGGAGUCGGACUUUAGCUAUGGCUGCGCUCCGCUCAAGCAGAUCGAGCACAACAUAAGCGCGCUGCUGCGCGGAGACUUGCCGCUGCCGGUCCAGCUGGCAGCAAUGAAUGGCUGCAGUCCGGCUGCAUCGGGCGCUGCCGCCGCAGCCGCUGCUGCUGCUGCGGCUGCCGCUGCAGAGCUGCAUGCGAAGCGCGUGCUCGAGUUCCGUCCGGGCGUGCACAAGUCGGAGAGCGCCAAGGAGAUGCUGCUGUCGCAGAAUAUUGGCUUUGGUCCGUUGCCGCCGUCGCCGCCCAGCUCCAAUCCGGACAUGUUUGACUAUGAUGCGCCGCUGCCGCCUUCGCCCGUGGAGCCGCGCAAGCCGCUGGAGCUGCCGGCAGCCGCAGCGGCUGCUGCUGUUGGGAAUGCCAAUCGUGGCACCACGAUCGUCGAGGUGCAUGCCACCGCCUCGGGCGCCGCGGUGCAUAGCAAUAGCCACACGCGACGCAGUCGUGACAAUGUGGCUGCAGUGCGUCAUUUCAACGAUGAGCUGCCAGCACCGCCGGCUCCCGCUCAUCAGUCGAGCAGCUAUGCGGAUGGCCUGCCCGGUCUGUCGGGUCCGCCGCUGGCGCCUUCGGUGCCACCACAUCGUGCUGGUCACUCGCUGAACACCAUGAAAUCCUGGAGCAUCGAUUCGCAGUACCGCAAGAGAUCGCCCAAACUGUUUGGCUACAGCAGCGGCAGCGGCAUCACGACGCCCACUGGCCUAGGUGCCAUGCCGCCACUGCCACAGCCGCCCAUGGGCACGAUGGGAUCCUCCUGCGAUGGCGGCUCCGUUGCCGGCACGGGCUCCUAUCAGCGCCGAUAUAUCAACUAUGGCACCAAGCGCAGCCUGAAGCAAUCGCCGCGCGAGGAGCAUCGCCUGCAAACCUCAUGUAGUCUUCCCGAAACUCCCAUAUUCGCCAGAGGCUGUGACAUACCACGUACGCCAUAUCGACGCCAAAAUGAUCCCAUACCCGUCAGCGGAUCCCGCACAGCGCCACGUUCCAGCACUUCGAACAGCAUCAACAUGGGCAACUCCAUCUUGGGCAUAGGCGCUGGCAGCUAUGGCACCGCCCAAAUCUGUCGCCAGCGUUCCAUCAAUCACGCCUUAGCCUCCAAUGAAAUGCUGCGCAUGACUGGCGCUCCCGCCCGCGGCUGGUAUCCCAAGCAGCGCAGCAUGCGGCCCGCCUCCACGGAGAACAUUGAUCGUUUGGCCUCGGUGCGCGUGUGGGACAAUCCGGCGGGCAUGUCCGGCACGGGUCAAUCCCGCAAGCCGCUCACCCUGCCGCCCAAUCUGACGCCCUCCUUUUUGAAUAAGUCGCCGCGCGAGGCGCUGCGUCGUGUCACCAGCUUGCUUAUCACCAAGAAGAAGCACAACAAGGAGCGCAAGCACAAGGCCUACAGCGAUCAGCCCAUGGAUGAUAGCAAUAGCAAGCAUGCAUAUGAAUUUGAAACAGUAGGUUCCGCGAAGCGCAAGGAGACGAGCUGUCGCAGCAAGGACACUGCCGCCGCUGUCGUUGGUGCCACGCCCAAGGCCAAGAAGAAAGGUCUCUUCAAGACGCUGUGGAAACGCACGAAAACCACCUCGCUGGAUCAAUAGAGCAGCCAAGAAAAAAAAAGGAACAGAAAUAACCAAAAAUCAACUUGUUUCAGACGAAGCCAAAACACUGCCCCCCGUUUCCCCUCACUCCAACAAAUACUAUGGAUAUAUAUAUAUAUAUAUGUUUUUAAAGAACGUUGAUAAUAAUCGCACCUACGUAUACACUAUGUAAAAUGUAACACUUGGGUAUAUGAAGAGGGCGUUGUUAAGCGCUGGGUAUACACUAUUCCCUGCCCACGACCCCAGAGUCACCUGCUCAUCACCACACACACACACACACAGCCAUUCACGCAGACACACAAGUACGUUUGACUUACUCUCACGCUCGUUCGCUCACCUUGAAAAUGUCACUCAAUAUGCAAGCAAUUUAUACACACACCUACAUAUAUAUGAAACUAUCGUACAUAUAUGUACAACUAUAUCGGUCAUAUAAAAAUGCGAAAAACUGAAUAAUUCAAAUAUGCACAAAGCCGUGAAUCGUAAAGACUGAAAAAAAAAAAACAAGAAAAAUUUAAAUGAAAUGAUAAACAAAUAAGGAAACCAAUUCAAAUUAAAAACAAUUUUUGAACUUCAAAAUGCCACAAAGCACAAACCAGACCAGCAGAUGAACCAGUAUUAUCUAUAAACAUUUAAAUGGGAUCAUGAGUAGCCCGAUCUUUGAACUUGCAACAAUUCCAUGGCCGUAAGACACACAAUAAAAAGCACGCAACGAUGAGCAACAAAUAAAAAACAAAAAGAUUUCAGAAAAAAUGAAAAAUAAAAAAAAAAUUAUUAUACAAGCACUGAAUUUAUAUAUAUAGUAUAUAAACUCUAUAUACAUAGUUUGGAGUAUAGCUGAACCGUUUAGGGUUCCAGGCAGCAUUACUUACUUUAUAUUAUGAUGUUUGAUAUACAUGAAGCGACUUUUUUAGUAGCCUUCAAGUGGAUUUUGGCGACGAUUGCAAAAUAUUUGCCUAGGAACUUUCAAAAGAUCUAAACAAAUUUUUGGCUCUCUUGGCCGGCGAGGCUUGAGGUAGAUUUUCUGGCAAAAGCUUGAGAGAAAUAUCUAACAAUAAAUUUGAAUUCGAAAUUUUGAGAGACUAGUAUAGCCGAAAAGCCCUCCAAAUUCCAAAGAAUGUUUAAUAAUACCAUUUCCAGCGUUUUGCAUAGAAUUCCAAAAAAAAAAAAAGAAACGAAAACCGCAUAAAAAAGAAAAGAAAAACAAAUCUUAGAAAUAAAAAAAAAUGAAAACCCUACAAAUACGCUCAAUAGAAUUUUACCAGGCAGCAUUUUGCUUUUUGUAAUUCGAAAAAUAUAAAUCUGAGAAA
Drosophila novamexicana is the source of this 4823-nucleotide messenger RNA. RefSeq lists its product as uncharacterized. The transcript has 11 exons. The record is from RefSeq and is a predicted model, not a curated record. The coding region runs from base 88 to 3516 and encodes 1142 amino acids. Lineage: Eukaryota; Metazoa; Arthropoda; Insecta; Diptera; Drosophilidae.